This is a messenger RNA of Schistocerca piceifrons (Central American locust), 687 nucleotides long. RefSeq names its product ETS translocation variant 4-like. The record is from RefSeq and is a predicted model, not a curated record. Gene Ontology annotation, molecular function: sequence-specific DNA binding; DNA-binding transcription factor activity, RNA polymerase II-specific. The transcript has 4 exons. Lineage: Eukaryota; Metazoa; Arthropoda; Insecta; Orthoptera; Acrididae. Gene Ontology annotation, biological process: cell differentiation; regulation of transcription by RNA polymerase II. The annotation marks the transcript as partial. Gene Ontology annotation, cellular component: nucleus.
GUUUCCACUGGCGGGGGCGGUGGCGGCGGCGGGGGUGGAGGGGGCGGCUACUCGCAGCGGCGCGGCUCGCUGCAGCUGUGGCAGUUUCUGGUCGCGCUGCUCGACGACCCGGGCAACGCCUCGUGCAUCGCCUGGACGGGCCGCGGCAUGGAGUUCAAGCUGGUCGAGCCCGAGGAGGUGGCGCGUCGGUGGGGCGUGCAGAAGAACCGGCCCGCCAUGAACUACGACAAGCUGAGCAGGUCGCUGCGCUACUACUACGAGAAGGGCAUCAUGCAGAAGGUCGCUGGUGAGAGGUACGUCUACAAGUUCGUGUGCGACCCGGAGGCGCUGUUCAACAUGGCGCCGCCGUCGACAUCAGCGUCCUCACCGGCGGCGCGUUACCAGUACGGCCCCGCGCCGACACCACCAGCCGAAUACCUGCAGAGAGAACUGCCGGCAGAUGGUAGCACCGUCCACAAGUUGGGCGACGCAGGACAAGCUUUCCUUCACGGCCUGCCGCUAGAUGCCACUAAAGUCGGCAGUGCUUCGCAUUUACAUCAUUCGUCGCUAGGAAGCGGUAGCAGCUCAAAACAGAAUGCGGACACCACACGUCCCGCCUCUCAAGGAACAGUCGACAACAAUAAUUCUACGCACAAACUCGAUCCACCAACAUUUCAUUGUUUGGGUGUCGAUAGUUGCGUGUGUUAG